CAACAACAACAACAACAGCAACAUGGUAACUUGCCACCCAUGUCGAUGCGAUACAAAGAAGAUAUGGCGCGUUCACCCAAUUUACCUCACACCUCGCGUCCAUCCUCACGCAGCUCACAUCCAGUGACACCACAACAGGCUCAAUCUUAUGACCAUCGACUUUCACCACGCAUUGAAAACUACCGCUACGAACAACAACCAUCGCGUUCACCUGCUCAAAGACCGAUGGAAGCAGCCGAUACACAUGAAAAGAGUCAUGAAGAAGAUGAAAAGAGGAAGCGAGCGCCAUUUAGACAAUCAAAUGUAGAUGAAGAUUACGAUGAGAGUGCAGCUGAUGCACUCUUGAGUAUGGGCAACCCUCAGCUUGGACAAAAACGAAGCUUACAGCAUGAACACGAAGAUAAUAAAAAGCCUAGGUCAAUGCCUGAAACCAGUCAUUCACCAAAGGAAGAGAAAAAGGAAGAACUUGUCCCUGUAGGCCCAGAGGAAAAGAAGGAAGAAAAGAAGGAGGAAGAAGAACCUGAGGAAGGUGAAGUGGAUGAAAAGGAAGAAGGCGAAGUGAAAAAGGAAGAUGAAUUAGAAAAAGAAAAGGAAACCCCUGCUGAAGCAUCUGCUAAUGUAUCAACACAGAAUAAUAAUAAUAAGGAAGAAGGAUUAGCUAAUGAAACUGCAGGAUCAGCAUAAAGUUUUAUAUUUUUUUGGCAGCU
Molecule: messenger RNA, 707 nt
Organism: Rhizopus microsporus ATCC 52813
Lineage: Eukaryota; Fungi; Mucoromycota; Mucoromycetes; Mucorales; Rhizopodaceae
Exons: 1
Coding region: 40-684 (214 amino acids)
Source: RefSeq, a predicted model, not a curated record